AUGUUUUCACUUAACAUCAUUAUAACUUGCUACUUCAAAGUCCAAUGUCUAUUUUACCACUUUUUUCCAGUCAAUUCUCUUAUGUCAACUUUGAAGAAGCGAUUGAGUGGAAAUUUCGGCGAGGAAUCAAGUAGUAUUGGAGCCUGCGCUACUCCACGGACUCUCGAAUGUGGUUCAAAGCUAGUUACCGUGGUGGCAAAGGGCUCCAAAACUGUUCUACAGAUGCCUCGAGGAAAUAUUGAAGAUAUUCAUCCCAGAGCUCUGGUGUUCAAUCAACUUACACCUGCCUUUGAUGAACUUCGCCACGCGGAAGUGAUUGAGAUAAUGAGACGCCAUCGUAUCAACUUCAACCUUCUUUACGAUUAUUGUCCUCGUAAAUUCCUCUCGAACAUUAACAACUUUGUGAAUUCAAUCUCAUCUCCCGACCAUAUCACACUCCUGGUUUCUGAUUUAAGUAAUUUUAUUACGUUGCUCUCUCUUUUAGUG
Messenger RNA from Rodentolepis nana, 486 nucleotides. The record is from the annotation of a GenBank genome assembly. NCBI's taxonomy places the organism in Eukaryota, Metazoa, Platyhelminthes, Cestoda, Cyclophyllidea, Hymenolepididae.